Molecule: messenger RNA, 11493 nt
Organism: Symbiodinium sp. CCMP2592
Lineage: Eukaryota; Dinophyceae; Suessiales; Symbiodiniaceae
Source: the annotation of a GenBank genome assembly
AUGAACAAGGACGGCACACUUGUGAGCAGAGCCCCAGCCGGGAAGGACAAAGGCGGCGGCAAGGGGCACACUGCCCAGCAGCAGCCGCAGCACCCAGGCGGCAAAGGCCAGCCGGGCAACUUUGGCAAGGGCCAGCCUCCUCGCAGAGUGUUCGUGGCUGACCAUGUGGAUUCCGAGACGGCCGGCCAUGACACCAGCACGGCCUUUGAGGCGAUCCCCGAAGGCCAGGCCGAGGACGAGCCAGAGGACCAGGAGGACCAAGAGAGGGGCGAUCCGGCCCCGGAUGAUGGCGAUGAUGAUUCCGAGCUCGAGGACCUUGCCCAGGUCCUCACGGUGACAGCCCGCCGAUUGGCGAGCACCCGUCUUGGACGGAAGUACAGCGGAUCCAAGGUACCAGCAGCCGAGCUCAAAAAACGCACCAGUUGCGCACCAUGUGGGGAAACCGGGCAUUGGAGGGGCGAUCCAGAGUGCCGUGUGUCCGGCAAUAAGGGUUCAGCGUCGAGCAAGCCCCCGGCCGCGAAAGGCGGAUCGGCGAAACCUUCAGCAGCGGCGCCAGCCGGCAAGUCAGGCGACCGAGGCGGCAAAGGACAGCCACACCAGACCUUUACGGUAACCCACAGUGAUCUCGGCAGCUAUGAGCUUUAUUCUGAAGAGUACGGCCAGACCUUUGCAGAUCCCCAGUACAGCGUGAGCGUAGUGUUUUCGGCACAGAUGCUUCAUGAUGUUGGCUCCCAGUUCGUCGGCUACAUGGUUCUAGAUACAGCGUGCCAGCGAAAUUGUUGUGGCAGGAGUUGGGCGGCGAAGCACUUCGACCUCCUCAAGAACAUCAACCUUCAACCGGUCAAGGCCCCGCUCCAUGACAAGUUCCAGUUCGGGAAGGGUGCCCCCGUAGAAGCAGAUUGCCGUGCAUAUGUUCCAGUAAGCUUCAACGAUCACAUCCCGCUGCUGAUCGGCACAGGCGUCCUCGAUGCCGAAGUGCCACUACUUGCGAGCAACGUGCUGCUCAAGGCCCUCGGCAUGGUUCUUGAUUUGCCCUGCAUGACGGUUACUUUUCGAGCUUUGGGUUGCAGCGCGCCAGUGCAUAUGAUCAACGGGCACUUGUCAGUUCGCAUAGAUUGCUUCAGCCAACAUGCACACCAUGAUUUUGCUGAGCUGUUGUCCCGCACUUCGUGGCAUGACGCACCUCCUGAAGCGAUUUUUGGCCAGACUGCAAGGGCACACCACGAGGAGCCUCGGCAUGCUUGUGACUCCCCCGGCAUGGCUCGUGGGCUGGCGCCGGCUUGUGAGGUCCUUGCGCAACUUCACGACCCACCUGUAUGUGACCAUGGUGCGUGCGGUCAGGCUGCACAUCUGGGACCAUCAAUGGAUGCUGGAGGCUACUCCUCCGAGGCUGGACCCCCAGUUUCAGGUGCGGCAGGACACGUGCCGCCACAGCGACAUUCAGCGGUACGGCAAUGCAACCGGAAGGUACAGCAGGUGCAAGCUGUGCGGGAAGAGAUGGGUGUGGGACUACGCGGUCGACCGAUGGGUUCACAAACCAUACGCCGCAUCUUCGCGCUCAUCGGCACUGCCAUUGCCCUCUUCGGACAACACCCUGGAGAUCCCGCGGCAGGCGCCCCCACCUUCGACUUCAUUGCGGGCGGCCCGGGCCAAGACGAGUACGGCACGACCCAGGCCGAGCACAGCAGCACCAUCAACGGCAUUCGCGCCGACUACGAGGACCCGGCGCUCCCAGGACCACGACAUCGACCAUUGGGCACUUCUUCACGGACCGGGACCCAGCGAUGCCACGGAGGAGAUCAGCUCGGAGGAGCUCGACUGGGACAACGUCGCCGCCUGACCGGCGACCUGGAACGUGCAACCAAGGUCUACGAGAAGGAGCUCUCCAUUUACGAUGCACUUCCGACUACCUGCUCACGGCCCCCUCCCAAAGUCGACAUCCUGGAGAUCUUCGCUGGAGAGGCCAAAGUGUCGGGCAAUGCAUAUCAUUUCGGGCUAAACGCCUGCCAACCUGUCGACUUGCAGUUCGGUUGGGACUUGCGGCAGGAGGAUCAACAAAAGGUCGUGACCAACCUCGUGCGCCGAUUGCGGCCAUGGGCUAUCAUCGUCGACUACCCCGGCCUUCUGUACAGCGUGCACGCCGAGAACUUGAACUACCACAACAAGCCGGGAGAACUUCUACGACUCCGUGCCGCCGACCGGCCCAUGCUGAACUUCGCGGCGGCACUUUGCCGCCACCAACAUGAUGCCGGCAGGCUCUUCUUCUUCAGCAAUCCGAGGCAGAGCAGACUUUGGGGCCAACCCGAGAUGGCUUCGCUCCUCAGUUCGCCUGGCAUCACCACGACCACGGCGCACAUGGGCGCUUACGGCGCCGAAAACAAGCACAACGAGCCGGUGAAAAAGGCGAUCCAAAUCGCCUCCAACUACCCCGGCCUCGACAAGGACUUUGGGCGACGACUUUCAGCAACCGACCUCCUCUACUGCACGCCUCUCCAAGGACGAGAUGCACUACGAUCCCAAAUUUUUCCGGAUGCCUUUGUGAAUCAGCUGCUUGCCUCUAUCAGGCAGUGGAUAUCACAACGGGAACCACAACGCUUCGGGUACUACAUGGUCCUGGCCCUUGCACGGCCAACUACGGACACUGCUGCCUGGAACCACGUCUUUGAGGAGAUCGAGAAAAGCUUCACGGGCACCAGCCGGCGCCCCUACAUCGUUGACCCCGACUCCACCUUCGGCAAGCAGAUUCAGGACCUCUUCCGCAUGGACGCCGUGCGCAUCCAGGUGGCCAACACUCCAUCGCAGCGCCGCUUCCACUCCGACCUUCCGCAUGUGGCCCGAGGUGCAGCGUUGCAGUACAUAGACAAAACACGUUCAGUGGAGGUGGAGCAGCUAGAUGAAGUUAGGCAGCCCAAAGGCCGUUUCAGUAAACCAGUGCAAUUUGCAGUGUUCAUUUACGGCACUUCACGGCAAGCUUCGGGAGAGCAGCAACCACCACAGGAUGAUCCCGGCCCUUCUGUGCCAAUCUCCGGGCUCCCGACUGAUGUGACGUUUCCGGGACUGAGCGAUAAGGUGCCGAUUGAGAUAAGGAGAUCCGUGGCACGCCUUCAUGUGAAUCUCGGACAUCCCAGCUCGCAGGAGCUGAACCGAUUGCUUUGCCAUCAAGGCGUGCCCAGCUCGGGGGUUCAAGAGUGUGUGCGCAAACUCCAUUGCGCCACAUGCCAACGUCUUUCGGGACCCCAACAGCCUCGACCUUCGACAGCUCCCAACCUUCAAGCAGGACAGUUCGGCGACUUAGUGCAGGGCGACUUCUUUUGGGUUCGGCUGUCGAGUGGCACAAACGUGCAAGUCCUGGGACUCGCUGACACAGCAACGGGCUAUCACCAAGCGGCAAUCCUUCGUGAAAAAUCCGCUCGGGAUGCCUACGAUCUACUCCACACCGUUUGGCUGCGACCUUACGGGUUACCAGUUCGGCUACUUUUGGAUCCGGACCCCUUGUUUCAGGGAGAUUUUCAAGAGCUUCUUUCUACUGUGAACGUGCAGGUGGAGUACUGCCCCGCCGAAGCCCAUUGGGUUAUCGGCACCGUCGAACGGCGCAACUGCGUCCUCAGGACAAUCCUUGAGAAGCUGAUCAACGACCAUGUGGUGGACGACCUGGACCGCCUGGACCACGUGCUUUCGGCUGCAGUGCACGCCUUGAACUCCUUCGUGACCGUAAAAGGCCGCAGCCCUUACCAGGCAGUGUACGGGAAAAUUCCCAGAAUUCCUGGAGGAUUGUUCACCGACGACGGCUCAUUGGCUCAGUCCGUGAUGGACCCGGGCCUUGCAGCCGAACGUGCUCGCUCUGAGGCCAUUGGCCACCUAGCAGCCAUGAACGUGGAUCAAGGGCUGCGACGGGCAAUCCUCCGAAAGACUAACAACACAAAGAUUGAAGGACUAAUUACAACCAGGCCAAAAGAUUGCUUUUUGGCGUUGGCGAAGACGCGGACUUCGCAAACGCGGUGCCUGGACUACGGGACGCCGAACAAGCAGUGCUGGAUCAGAUCCGGCAACAACACCAUUUUGGUGGCCAUGGAACAGCUGACGUUGGCAGCUGGCUGGGAAGACUGGUGUCCCGACGAGUCAGACAUCAAGUGUCUGAAGGACGCCACCCUGGACAUCCGCGACAGCAUCUUCCAAGAUCAACAAGGGCCUCCUCCUCCUGAAGACGAGUUGCCCGACAAAGAGGAGGACAUCCUCGACGCGGAGUCCUUACCACCGACUCCGGCAAUGGCGCCUGGACCCUCAGUUCCCUUCCUGGUACCGCCAAAGGAGCAGAACACACCUCAGCAACCACAAGCACCACAAAUACCACAGCUACAGGCCACCAGAACCGACAACUACAACCUCACACUGAGCCCUACUUACCAGCAGAACACCUACGUCCAGAGCUUUGGUGACCCCUCCCGACACCAAGACAAACACGGAGCCGUUCACCAGCAGCUCGACCUCUACUACAAGAAGGACCCAAACCACCAGCACUACCUGCAGGCGCUUCCUACGACGAGGCGUUGCAGAGCGCAGCCUUUGACAGCGCCGCCUACGACGACGAGCCACCACCAGGCCAGCACGGAGAAGACCAACAGCAGUCGCGACCAACUUCCGCGCAACCUGGUGAGCCUCAACAGGAAGCAGCACCUUCUGAACCACCAGCUGGAGGAGAACCUUCAUUACUACCUGGAGACCAACGACCACACAGUUCCACAGCAACGACCUCGCAGGACACCUACCGAGGAGGUCCCAAGUUCACAGGCAGCUUCUCAACCUUCUCCAGACGCCGCUGAGGCACCUCCGGUACUACCUCAGAAAAGGCCCUUCGACACUCUGACAACCCUGUUGGCAGACGGCGGCGAGCUACACCGUGUACUACCUGGCGAGACCUUCCACAACGGUGUGUUCGGACCACUACGGCGCCCCUUCUACGAGGCGUACCUGGCUUCAGACCACCGACCAGGAGACGUACCACCGGACAAGGACCCCAGGGAGAGCGACACUAGCGACUCCGACGUCGACAACACCACCAAGGCAGGCGGACGCAAGCUCUCGAGAAGGGAGCUCAAGCAACUUGACCGCGAGAUUCCAUGGACGGUGAUCAUGAAGGGCCCCCACAUUCAGGACUACUUGAAGGCGGUUGAAAAAGAAGCUGAGUCCUGGAAACAGUGGGACAGUGUGGAGCCGCUGUCACACGAGCAGGCCAAGAAAGUGCUGAACGACAAGAUCCUUGUCAAGCGGAUCCUGCGCAGCAGAGCUUGUUACAGAGACAAGAGCAGGGGACAGGGGCAAGUUCGACCCAAAUGUAGGGUAGUUUGCCUGGGCCAUCAAGACCCGGAUUUAUUCAGUCUUAAUCGCCAGGCUCCAACACCCUGCAGAAAUAGCGAGCACAUCGUUCUGAUGAUCCUCGUUUCGGGUUCCAACGGUGAGUUCGGCACCACAGGCCACAAGUGGACCGGCUGGCUAGCAGACGCCUCGACGGCUUUUCUCCAAGGACAACAGCCUCAAGAAGAACGAAGCCAGCCUCUGUACAUGAGGCCACCCAGUGACGGACUUAUCUCUCAGACUCCUCACUGGAAAGCACCGCUGUACCUCAUCAAGUCGAACAUUUACGGCUUGGCGAACGCUCCUCGCCUGUGGUGCGUGGAAGUGACGACCAGGCUCGUGAAGCUCGGGUACACCCAGCACUCCUUCGACCGGAUGGUCUUCUUGAAGAGGGAUUCCCGAGGCAACUUGAUCAGCAUCAUCGUGGUCUACGUCGACGACUUCUUGGGAGUUUUCCGCGUCGACUAUGACAUCAGCGAGGUGCACAAAGCCUUCACCUGGGGAAGUCUCAGCUACUUCGAGCUCAACACUCCUUUGACCUUCAAGGGCAAAGAGCUUACGCUCAGGCUGAACAGCCGGGGAAAACACGUCCUCUACAUCUCCCAGGCAGAGUUCAUCCGUGGACUCGACAGCGGCAAGAUCCCGAAGGACGCGGACUUGGAGCAGCCCUUGACUCCCGAACAACAGGGAGAGCUGAGGUCCGUGGCAGGCUGUUUGCAGUGGCUCUGCGGACAAUCUCGCCCUGAGCUGUCUCCUUACGUGUCGCUUAAUAGCCUGAACUCACGAAGCAACCUGGGCAACCUCAAGUCCCUCUACUUCGCCCUCGACUUCGCCAAGAGCACCGCCGAGCAAGGACUCCUUCUGCCAGACGUGCCGCUGAACCUAGCAACCACAUUAGUUUCGUACAGUGACGCUUCUUUUGCCAACUCCCCUAACGACUUAAAGUCGCAGUACGGAGUUCUAGUGCUCGCCACCACGGCCCACGUGUCCUCGACUCCUUGCCUAGGCUUACUGUUGGAUUGGCGUUCAGGAAAGAGUGCCCGAGUUUGUCGUAGUACCCUAGCUGCCGAAGCUAUGGCUGCUGACGAAGCUGUAGAUCGUCUCCACUACACAAACCUCUUCCUGACCGAGAUCCUUACGGGAGAGCUGGCCUACAAGGCAAAACCAGCACUCCGCAUGCUUCACGCCGUGGAUGCUAAAAGCCUCUACGACUCGCUCAUUCAAGAGAGCCCUCAGACCAGUGAGAAGCGAAUUUUGGUGAACAUUAAGUCUGUGCAGGAUAGCUUGGAUGCUAGCUCGAUUCAUUGGAUCCCAACUGAGUUGAUGCGCGCAGAUGGGCUCACCAAACUUUCGGCUGAUCUACUGGCGGCACUCCACGAGUGGUUUAAGGCCCCGUGGGUGAUCCUCCGACAGGAUGUGCUCCCAAUGGUGGCGGCACUUUGCGGCAACGACCACUCGCGGCAGCUCAUCGAUCGAUGCCGACGACGUGGCUUGCCAGGCCCUGGUGGUGGAGAGCUUCCAGACAGCUUCGAGAAGUUGGCCAAGCUUCUGGAGUGCAAAGCGAGACCUCCGAAGGAGGCAGCACUGGACUUGCUGAAGCCUGCGCUGAACAAUGAGGCGGAGAUUGAGCAGGCGCAGAGAGUGUUGGCAGAUGUCCAGAACUUCUACAUACCACAGAGAAUACUGCCGAGCCCACACAUCGGAGACGACAGCCUCGCACUCGUGUACAGCGAAGUUGAGCAAGGCUUACUUCCGAAGUGGUGCAUUCCUGUGGCGGCCCACGGCCUUUACCUCUCCAGCGACUUCCUGUCGGACCCAGCCGUGGGUUCCUGCAAGAUGACUCUCCUCUUAAAGCUGAAGAGCUGUGCAUUUGGAUUGCUGGCGCCUCCCUCUCCUGGAGUUCCUUGCCCUCCCAUCACGAUUGGGAGCCUCGGUCCGUGCACACCAUCGAGCCCUCGGGACAAGUGGGGCAAUGUCCAGGUCCGCAUCCUGGGCAAGUCGGAGCAUGCCAGCUUCGACGACGUCCAGAAGCCCUUCGGCUACCUGGGAAGGCUCGGUGGCCUCAGGGCGCAGCCGCUCCGCUCGCGCUUUGCGCUUCUGCGGCUCUUCGUGGAGGCCAGCUUCCGCCUGGAGCUUUCCGAGGCUUCGCUCAUUGACUCCGAGGUGUCCUUGAGCACGCUGCACGCUUUGGCCUUGCGCUUCACGGCGGCCAUGGCGCAGGAGCUCAAGCUUCAGGAAGCCGACUUUGAUGCCCUCCUUGUGACUUCUUACAUUUUGAAGAGCACGAUCGUGCCCGAACUGGUGGAUGCUCCCGACUUCUCGAGCCGCAGAUGCGCUGACUUUCGCUGUCUGUGCCUCGGCGCUUGGUUUCAGAAGGUGAUCUCCUCAGUGCUGGACCUAGCAAAGCUCCUGGAUGUGGCACCGACCGUGAGACCGGCGAAGCUCUUUGACGGCCGGCUCUUUCUCCACGUCUUGCGAACCUUCCGAGAGAGAGGGGGGCCCGGUCCCGGGGAGGCGGAGGCCGCUCCGGCUGUGAAGCCUCGCGCUCGGCGUGGGAAGAUGGGCCCACGGACCGGCGAGGUGACCGAGGUGUACCAGGCGCCUGUGAGCCUGGAUCGCUUGGAUGCGGAAAACCUGGUGAAGCUGCGGACCAGUGCGGAAAUGAAAGCGUGGCGAGAUGAAGUGUUGCGAGGGCUGGUGGUGCAAUUUCUGCCCUCCAUACCGCAGGCGGCCCCGGCCAGCUUGGCAAAAGAUGCCGUGAUCGAGGACAGGUUCACGGGAUCGGCCGAGCUGCCUAUCACUGCACGCAAGGCAGAGCUCUGCAGAGACCUUCUGGAAAGUCGCGUGACUUGCGUUCAUGGCGAAACAGGAUCCGGCAAGAGCACACAGGUCCCGCAGUACAUCCUCGAAUGCUUCACAAACGCUCAGGUGGUUGUCACACAGCCCCGUCGAAUGGCCGCGAUCAAUUUGGCCAAGCGAGUCGCAGUGGAGCGUGGGGAACAUCUGGGUAGAACUGUUGGGUAUCGGAUUGGUGGAGACAGCAUGCCUGGCUCGCAGCUGAACUUCGUGACCACGGGCUGGCUGUUGAGAGCCUUGGUGAGCAGUCCAGAGCGGAUUGGCCAGCUCACGCAUGUCGUCUUCGACGAGAUUCACGAGCGCUCGGCCGACGCAGACUUCUUGAGCAUGGUGGUCCGCUUGCUGCUUCACCGCUCUCCGACUGUGCGCCUCGUGAUCAUGUCUGCAACCCUCCAAGCGGAUGUUUUCCGUUCCUACUUCCAGCAGCUGCAGCCUGAAGCCUCGGAUAUACCUCUGGUCGCAGUGGGCGGCCGCUGUUUCGACGUUCAGAAGGUCUUCCUCGAUGACAUCCGGGACUUCUGCAAGGGCAAGAAGCUGAGCAAGCCGGGGCAGGUCGCUUUGUCGAAGUUACUCUUGAAGUUUCAAGAACGCAAGUUCGAGAACAACAGCUCCAAGAACUUGUCUGACGUCUUGCCCGUUGCUACACCGCUCAUUCUCGACCUGCUGGCCUCUUUGGCCGAGCCGGGCUGCACAAUCCUGGUCUUCCUGCCUGGCCUUGAGGAGAUAAGCAAUUUGUACGACGACUGCCAGGCUUACCUGCACGCGAAGGAUGGUGCAUUGGCCGACUCGGAGGAGGCGGACCCAGAGCCUGAGCCAGGAUCCCCCGAGCAGGCGCACUUGGAGCUUAAGGCUUUCGCUAUGCACUCGCAGAUACCUAUGGAAGACCAACUGGGGGUCUUUAAAGGCCCAGGUCCACGGGCAUGCCACCUGGUCUUCGCCUCCAACGUGGCAGAGAGCUCGUUGACACUGCCAAGCGUGUGCGCAGUCCUGGACCUGGGUUUGAUAAAGCAGAUGGUCUACGACCCACGAUUACGGGUGUCGUACCUGGCGCUGCGGUGGACAAGCCAAGCAUCCGCCCAUCAGCGAGCAGGUCGUGCAGGCCGAACCCGAGAGGGAACCGUUGUGCGGCUCUACCCACGAAACUUCCAUGAAGGAAUGGUGGCUUUUGACCGGCCGGAAACUUCUUCCUUGCCGUUGCCAAGAUUGUAUUUGCAAGCCAAGCAGCUGGCAUGUGAUUUGGGGGAGGGCGAUCUUGCCGGAGGUGCCUCCGCAGUUUCUGUUCUGGAAGACCUCGUUGACCCACCAGACCUUGCUAUUGUCGAAGUUGCCCGCCAAGAGCUCGCAGAAGGCUGUGCUCUUGCCGCAUGUGCGGAAGACGCGGACAUCACCACCCUGGGGAGACUCUGCUUGCGGCUUCCCUUCGAGCUGGCUCUUUGCCGCCUUAUCUGGAUGAGCUGUCAUUGGGGCUGUGCCGCCGAUGGAAUUGUGCUGGCAUGCAGCAUGGCCGUGCAGGACCCUUUCUCGCAGCCCAACCCAUUGGCCAUCACCGAUGCCGUGGAGUUGGGGCAGAAACUACGCCGGAGCAAUCAGAGCCGGCGUCAUUUUGAUGGUGGAAGAGCUUCUGAGCCGCUUGCGCUUCGCAGCCUUUUCCGUGAGUUCUACCAAACACUGCGUACUUCAGCCACGGAUGGUCUCCUCGGAGGUCGCCGCGCUUGGAUGAAGCACGCGAACACAAUGGCUUCGAAGCAUGCGGUCAUCCCCAGGCGUUUGGCAGAGUUCUGCGUUCAGGUGGAUGACGUUGCUCAGCGCGUCGUGUGCUUGCUGGCACCUGGCAGUCGAGUGGAACGUCAAGUUCGUCUUCUGCUAAAGGGCUUAGGAAGGGGCCUUGUGGAUACCGAUGAUGCCGGCAGCUUCCCCUGCGAGGAUCUGUGGGGAUUGGAUGAAUGGGUCAAUGUAGACAAGAAGCCUACACGCCGUGCAGAUGUAUUUUCCCCCUUCGUGGAGAACGACGACCUCUUGCGCGGUCUGUUGUCCGCUUGCUUCACGAACCAGCUGGUGAUUUCUUCGAAGCACAGCCAGAAGGAUCUAGAUCUUGCAAAUGGCAUGGCUCAGCUUGCGGACCCUGCCCGCAGCGCUCUCCUCGAUGUGGAGCAUCUCAAGGACAACGAUGCUCUGCGAGAAUCGGCGAACUUCUUGAAGUACUUGUCCCGUCUCAGUGGCGGAUGCAUGUUUGAGUGUAAGGGGAUGGUUGGGAAGCAUAUUUGCAUCCAGUGCGUUGACCCAAGCGCAAGUAGUCUCAGCGAGACAUCCAAUGAGUCAGAAGAGGAGGAUGAGGAAGAAGAUAAGGAGAUAUCAGAGAUGCCUGUCGACAUCGCAAUGGACCUGCACAUAUUCAACCAAUUCACGCGCGGCAAGCAGUCGGUAUCAUCGCAGAUGGACCUGAGUGAUAUUCAAAGCAGUCACGACUCCCAAAACGAAUGUGAAAAGGCUGAGCCAACUCCUAUCGUUGUCAAGAAGCCGGUACAUCCAUACCAGAUCAAGUGGCAGGUACAUGCAGCGGGGGAGGAAGAUCGCAAAGGACGGGCCGCAAUGAAGAGAACCGGUUUGCCCGGCUGCUAUCAUCCCCUGGGCUUCAUGUGCGAUGUGUCCAAACGCAGCUGGGUGGCCUGCUGUAGCCAUGUGCAAUACACCCAAGGCAGCAUUUGCUUCCUUUCCGGCAUGACCCUCCUCAAGCCUUGGCAGGCCAAGCAUUUCCUGCUGAUGAUCGACCCACAAGCUGCAAACGUGGCGCUUCGUUGCACUGCGGAUGGAUCAGUCAAUGCUGUGAAAAUGUUUGGUCAACAGCUGCGUAUCGAUCUCACGAAGGAGGACAUGAAUUUUGUGGACAGUUUCCGUUCGAGGAUGAGAGACGCCUUGCUGAGCUCCGAGAAGCUGAAGGAGAGCCCGCUGAAGUCCAAGUUGCAUGACUUCUGCAGGGGAGGCGAUUCUACCGAGGGUGGUGCACAGGGCCGCUGGUUUCAACCACUCCGCACUUCAAGCAGCUUACCGGGACUGCAGCCACUGCUUCAGAAGAUGGAUGCAGAGUCAGAGGCCGCGGCGGCAGCUGAGAUGAACCUGCGUGCCAUCAUCGACUUGAUGAUGGCUAAGAAGAAGAGAACGACAAGUCGGAAGCUUGCAAAGGAGGCUGGCUGGCCGGAGGAGCAGUUCGGCCCCCUCGAAAAAUUUUUGUCGCAGCGCCCCCAUCUCUUCCGUCAGGAUGGAAAGAACUGGAAGUCUGUGAAUUAG